AUGGCGGCCCAGCUUCUCCGGAAAAGUUCUUGCGCUCUGCUGUUGCUCGCAAACGCGGCGUGCUUCUUUCUUCACAUCUUCGAGGUGCAAGGAACUCCCCUGCGUCCUGGUUGUUGUGCUCAUCGACGACGGGGAUCUACUUCUCCAGCUUCUCCUUGCGGUUCGCAAGAGGGAGACCCAUGCUGUUCUCUCGGAUGGCACGAAGACAUUACUCAUUCAGUCUUGCGCCACCUGGAUGGCCACGAGCCCGGUACAGGUAACCUGGAGGCGGCGAGCCAUGCAUUUCGCGCUGCGGUGCGCGAAGUGUAUCACGACGACAGGGAUCUUUCAUCCGGAGCCUUGGUCCACAGCACCAAGGCCUUCAGGGCAUUGCUUCAGCGCCUCGCGACCGAGGACCGUCACGCCGCGCAGCCGGACUUUGUCCCGCAGGAAAGCCAAAGCGUCGCACAGAACGUCAACACAAUCCGACAGCAGCUGUGGAGGGAACGGCCGGUCGGGGACUUCCAUGGCAGGGGCGACCCGCCGAGCGGGCCGAGUCUGAUUCGGAAGCUGUGGAAGAGCACUACUGGCGGGGAUCUGCAGGCGAAGUAUUUUUUUAUUAAGGACGAGACGGCGACCGCAGCCGCAGCCCUCAAAGCAUUGGAAAGAUCGCUUGCGAGACCAGACGAGUUGUAUAGUCCUGAACUGUCGCCGUACGGCACGCACACACAGCUGUCCAACUCUCCGAAUUAUUCGAAUCCGCUGCUUUACUUUCUUCGUCCAGGAGACCUGCCUGAACAUAUGCCCUUUGAUAUGACUCAUUCACAUUCUCUCUCUCUUUCCGAUCACGUGACGUUGAAAAGGUGGACGCCGCCAGGCGGGGAAAACCGAAAAACUGUCCUUACCUUUUUGUCAGAACGAAGCCUGAGAAUUUGGAACUCCGUGGUCGGAGGACGCGAAAAGGUGGAAGCUUCUCUGAAAGCACGUCUGUUCCCUCACUCCCUCACGAACCGUGGAAGGCUGGCUAACCACGGUACCGGUAGACGUGAGACCGCGAGACUGCUUCUCGCAGAGUCCGAUGCUCGUCGUCGUCCUGGUCGUGUGCCUGCUGCAACAAAGCCGGAAGAAGCCUUGGGCCGCCUGUCCAUGAAAAUCUGGCUCGAAGUUUUAGCUUUAGGUCGAGGUCAGUGGAGGCCGGUGGGCACUGAAGCUCGCGUCAUCGUCGAGAUUUCGUGGCAGAAAGCGAAAGCCGCACCGUCAAAGCGCGUAAUAUGUUAA
Molecule: messenger RNA, 1257 nt
Organism: Amoebophrya sp. A120
Lineage: Eukaryota; Dinophyceae; Syndiniales; Amoebophryaceae
Source: the annotation of a GenBank genome assembly